Molecule: messenger RNA, 753 nt
Organism: Desarmillaria tabescens
Lineage: Eukaryota; Fungi; Basidiomycota; Agaricomycetes; Agaricales; Physalacriaceae
Exons: 2
Coding region: 1-753 (250 amino acids)
Source: RefSeq, a predicted model, not a curated record
AUGGCUCCAGGAACCCGUCGUUCACGUCACAUAGACACUUCACUUACGAUCCCUAAUUGGAUUAUGCAGUCCCAAGAGAUUCUCAUCUUCUCGACGGACUCUGCCUUGUUCUUCGAUGUUUUUGAUCAUUCCAAGUAUUUCAAGAACACGUUGAUUGCCUCUGCGUCGAUCUCCGUUGACGAUCUAACCCUCAUAUGCGAACCAGUGACUGAGCGAUUGCCUCUGUCCAAAAAAGGAGGACUGAAGGGAGAGCUUCUGGCCUCCGUCUCAUUCUAUCCAAUCUUGCCUUCAACCGCCGAAUCAAGUACGUUAUCUUUCUCAUAUAGACGUGCAUCUUUGCCUUACGAAUCAGACGUGGGGGUGGUCCAUCUAACUCUCGAUGAAGCCAAGGACUUGAAGUCUCCUGUUUCCUCCAGAGAGGCCAAUCCCCGAGCCACGAUUAUGUUAGCCGUUGAUGGAAAAGCAACGCGGAUAUAUUCAACGCCUCCGUGUAAGAGCACAAGCGAACCCAAAUGGCAUUCACAUCACACAUUCUUGUGCACGGACAAAGCAUCGAGUGUUAUAUUAGUUGACGUGUCUGACUGUGGGUUCAAAGAAACGAAUCUGGGAUAUAUGUAUAUUCCGCUUCGUGACCUAUUAGAUAGGGACGAAAGUGGCCCGCGUUGGUGGGCGCUGAGCGGCUGCCAAGAAGGCCAGUUGAAAAUGGGAGCGGAAUGGAAGCCAGUAAAGGCAGACCUAUUAGAGAAUGUAUAG